AUGCAUGUGAAUCCUUUCUGGAGCUGGCCAUGGUGGGCGCAGGACAGGUGUGGAUACUGGGAGUACUACCAGGGGUCAUGGCCAUCGGGACCGAACCUUCCGCGACAGCGAAAAACGUGGCAGAAGGUGACGGCGACGGUGGAGUCUUGGCCUGGCCGUGAUUACGGUUGGCUGCGGCUGGAUCGGCAGACCACGGCGAAGCUCAAGUGCUGGGAUCAUGGAGGUCGUGUUUACGUUCACAGCCAGGAUAUCGUUGGCGAAAGGCCCGGCAUUGGCUCGCGCGUUCAGUGCCAUGUCUACCGGGAUGUGAGCGGUGUGGGCGCUGAAGACGUGCACUUGGUGAUGUUGGAUGCUACAAGUUCACCCAAUGCAGGUGAAGCAGUGGAUGAGAAUGCUGUAGCUACGAGCUCGCCGAAAAACGUGAACAUCGGCGAUGACAGGCCGGCCUUCCAGGGAGAGACCCAGGAGGAGGCCGCGACGGCGGAGUCGCUGGGCGCGUGCUGUUUUGCACUGCUGCCGCUCGAGAUCGAUUUCUUCAAGUACCUUGGCGCAAGGCAAUUCAGCAGACUUCGUGUGGCUUCUUCCCGUUUGGCGAGCUACGAGGUCCUGCUAGAAAAUCUGAUUGCCGACGCGUGCAGGGAGGACGUCAUCAUCAAUAACUACAUCAUCACCUGGUCUCCAGUGACGUGUUCGGUGAGCAACCGGCGCCGCCCUUCCAAUCGGAAGGCCUUGGUCCGGGAUUUGGCGGUGGUGUCUGCAGCGCGAAGCUUGCGUUGGCUGAUCAGGGGACUUCCACAGUGGCAUUUGCACUCCACCGCAUGUCUUGCGAAAUGGCAGGCGACUCUCGCGGCUUUGUGUGGCUCUGAAGAUCCCAUGGCAGUCAAGGCUGCGCAGUGCACUGCAGGAAAGGCAGAGAGAAUGUGGACCCUCUCCACCGGAAAGCCUUAG
Symbiodinium sp. CCMP2592 is the source of this 948-nucleotide messenger RNA. NCBI's taxonomy places the organism in Eukaryota, Dinophyceae, Suessiales, Symbiodiniaceae. The record is from the annotation of a GenBank genome assembly.